Molecule: messenger RNA, 882 nt
Organism: Fibroporia radiculosa
Lineage: Eukaryota; Fungi; Basidiomycota; Agaricomycetes; Polyporales; Fibroporiaceae
Exons: 4
Coding region: 1-882 (293 amino acids)
Source: RefSeq, a predicted model, not a curated record
AUGGAUGUUUGGGAGAAGAAUGAACUCGCCGCGCUUGCACACUGUUUAUGGGGGCAGCACGCAAUCCAGAAGAUUCUUGACUUUUCCUCUAGAUGGGGUCCAUCACCUCGUUGUCUUGUUCGAGCCUACAAAGACCCAUACGCAGUACAACAAGCUUCUGCAUCCAUCCAGCAUGCUGCACGAGCAUUUGUGGAAGAUUUCAAACGUGCCUCAUCGAGCCUGUUGGCUAGGUCUUCAUCUAUGCCCAGUGCUUAUUCUCCUGUGUUGUGGAUACGCCCCAAACCCGAAGCCGACUUGCCCCGAGGUGAAUAUAAAUCAUUCGUGCCUGCAGCCGCCGAGGACUCCGCAGAAAUGUGCAAAGCUGUACUUGCCAAGACCGCAACUGAACAAGUCACACUCUUCCAGCAGUUUUCUCGACAUGCUACUUCAUGUGAUGGGGGCACACCUUUUGCAUGGUAUACCGCGCCUACAGUGUCGCCUGGAAAUUUGACACCUAUCCCUCCUGAUCUUAUCAUCACUACCGCGGGAAGGCUCCAGUUUACUCGAGCACCAUUUUAUUAUCUUCCAUCGAUCGCAGACUAUCCUGGUAUUGAUGCUGCUCUUUGCACGAAUGAUGGCGUAUACGCAAUUCAAUCGACCCUCAGUUCGGAGCAUUCGUCGGCCGAAAAGGGACUGGUGAAGCUUGAAGGCGAGCUAUCCGCAGAGCAUAGGUGCGGGAAGAAGGCGUGGUUUCUCAUCAUUGCUCAUGAAAAUGCAGAAGGAGGAUAUGCGGCUGCAGAAGACCAUCGAAAGAAAUUAUCGGCCUCGUGGAAGAUCAUCAUGAUUGGAUACUUCGUUCCUGCUAGCCUGCGAGGGCUUUCUGUGGCGAGUUUUCCCAAGUAA